AUGAAUAACAAAAUAACUGAUUACAUUUCGGGAAUAAAAGUAAAUGCUACUCUUGAAGAAUUGGAGGCGGUGCAACCCCUGGCUCAGGAAUUGGUGGAAGUUUACGACUAUCAGAGGGAAGAAAUAAAAACUCAUCCGCAAUUUCGGAUCUCUCUUUCUCCUUCCGAUGAAAAGAAAAGUUAUCCAGUCGACAUUGCCGUUUUCGAAAAUCAUAAGCUCAAAAUAAUUUGUGAAUUUUUAAAGAAAAUUGAAACUAAUCAAGGAAUUUCUUUUCAAGAAUUGAAUGAUAUUUUGCCUCGUGGUGUUUGGGAAGAAACCCAUCCUCGUUAUGAGGAAUUAAAACCGCGUGAAAAUCUAAAAAGUGUUUUUUAUCAAAUUAAAAAAAGUCUACAAAAGACUGUUAUUGGUAGCACUAAUGAACCUGAUAUAGCAAAGAGUGUUCUAAAAAUUUUAUUUUGUAAAAUUUUUGAUGAAAGAUAUCAAAGUGAAAACGGAUUUGUGGACUUUUAUGCUAAUACUGAUAAUUCCCAAGAAAGUUCGGAAAAAGUUCGAGAAAUUUUUGUUAAGGUUAAAACAAAAAGUGGCAAGUUAGCCAUAGUUUUACCAGAAGCCAGUAUUUUUGGCAAUAAAAUUUAUCGUGAACUUCGGAGAACUUUACUUCAAAACUACAAAAUAAUAGCAGUUUUUAGUCUUCCCCCGGAAACUUUUAAACCUUUUACCGGCGUAAAGCCAGCAAUUUUAGUUUUAGAGAACAGCCGAGCUAAUGAUGAGGAUAGAAUUAUUUGUGUCGAAAUUCAAAAUAUCGGUCAUGACAAAAGAGGAAAAAUUUUAUACAAUUAUGCUAGCAACGGCGUUCCGCAGAAAGAUAAAAAUGGAAAUUUUGUGGUUAAUGAUGAAUUGGAUAGCCUGGCUGCAAAAUUAAAAAACCGUCAUGAAAUUACUCAUUAUCAAAAGUCAACCGAAAAAGACAAAGUUUUUUUUAUUACACAUAGAGACAUAAAAAAAACCGAAGACCUAAUUUUAAUUCCUAGUUAUUACAAUGGUUUUCUUAACCAACAAGAAAUAAAAAGUAACCAAUUAGUUCUGACUUUCAGAGAAAUUAUUGACAAUGGCAUAAUAGAAGUUAACAAGAAUAAAAAUAUUCCGACCGGUGAUGAAAUAGGGAGCAGAAAUUAUUUGGAAAGUGGCACCAUACCAUUUAUUAGAACCUCCGACAUUACUAAUUUAGAAAUCAGAAGCAACCCCCAACAUUUUACUAGUGAGGAGAUUUAUCAAAAAUAUAAAGAUAAACAAGAUAUUAAACUCUAUGACAUUUUAUUAGUAAAAGAUGGGAGGCAUUUGGUAGGUGAGUGUGCUAUAAUUAUGCCGGAAGAGGAAAAAAUUAUAUUUGCUGCUGGUGAAAAGGUUAAAGAGCAAGUGGAUAAACUAUUGUUUUACUCCACUGUUCCUCAUUUAAGCAAUAGAAUUAAAGAAAUUAGGUUAACCUUUCCAAAGGAUAAAGAAAAAUUGCUGGAAAAUAGUCAAGACCAAUUUCGGGGCUGGUUUAAUUCUUCCUUGAUUACUUCCGUCAUUCUGACUAACCAAGCCCCUUAUCAACAAGUUCUUUCCCACGGCUUUGUAGUUGACGAAAAAGGACAUAAAAUGUCAAAAUCUUUGGGUAAUGUGAUUGACCCCGAAGACAUUAUUGAAAAAUUUGAAAAUCUGCAAGAAGGUUAUCAAAAAAUCCGCAACACUUUGCGGUUUUUACUUGGCAAUUUAGCCAAUUUACCACCAGAGAUAAAAAGUGAAAAAGACUUAGAGACAAAUUUAAAUCCAGCAGAUUAUUAUAUUCUCCAUAAAUUAGAAAAAUUAGUAGCAGAAAGCCAAAAAAAUUACC
Molecule: messenger RNA, 1876 nt
Organism: Ambispora leptoticha
Lineage: Eukaryota; Fungi; Glomeromycota; Glomeromycetes; Archaeosporales; Ambisporaceae
Source: the annotation of a GenBank genome assembly